Cataglyphis hispanica is the source of this 1048-nucleotide messenger RNA. RefSeq names its product nucleic acid dioxygenase ALKBH1 (gene AlkB). Gene Ontology annotation, cellular component: cytoplasm; nucleus. Gene Ontology annotation, biological process: oxidative RNA demethylation. The transcript is spliced from 4 exons. Bases 51 to 971 code for a protein of 306 amino acids. Gene Ontology annotation, molecular function: oxidative RNA demethylase activity; ferrous iron binding; broad specificity oxidative DNA demethylase activity. The record is from RefSeq and is a predicted model, not a curated record. Lineage: Eukaryota; Metazoa; Arthropoda; Insecta; Hymenoptera; Formicidae.
AAUAAUGCGAAACGCGAGGAAAACAUGGCGGCCCGCAAGGUUGUUAAAAGAUGUUUCGAGAUAGUUUCAAAUAUUAUAAAAGCCGAAAUCCCGCACCCAAUCUCGACGAUGUGAUCGAUCUUGAAAAUCCAGAUCAUGUUAAAGUUAGAAAGAUCAAGGCAAACAUAAGUGACGAACAGGACGAGAAUAAUUUCGGAUUAAAACCAGCGGAGAAAUGGAUAAUUUACGAAUUGCUAGAUAUCCCCGGGCUUAUCUUUAUUCAGAAUCCAUUUACACCCAAUGGUCAACGUUACUGGAUCAUAAAAUGUUUGAAAGAUUAUUCUAAGGAACCAUACAAGUUAAAUAUAGAUGCUCAUAACAUUUUAGCUAAUGAAACAUGGUGGGAGAUAUGUUUUCAAAUGUCGGAAAGAGCGAAAAUUCUUCUUCCUAAACUACGAUGGUCAACAUUGGGUUAUCAUCAUAAUUGGGACACAAAAUUAUAUUCUGAAAACUCAAAGAGCGCCAUGCCAAUGGAAUUAUCCGGUUUAACAUCCAUUUUAGCAAAAACAUUAGGUUUCUCAGACUUUAAAGCAGAAGCAGCAAUUGUGAAUUAUUACCGUAUGAAUUCAACUUUGGCAGGGCACACAGAUCAUUCGGAAAUGAAUGUGGCCGCACCACUUUUCUCUAUAAGUUUUGGACAGACAGCAAUUUUUCUAAUUGGUGGACCGAAACAGGAAGAUUCAGCUAAUGCAAUCUUUUUGCGGAGUGGAGAUGUAGUGAUAAUGUCAGGAAGCUCUCGUUUGAGGUAUCACGGAGUGCCAAAAAUUUUAUCAACGUCCAGAAUACCAUGGGACGAUAAUGGUGAGGAUAAUCGCGAAAUUAUUACGUACAAUUAUGAUGAUUGGCGCAAGGCGCGAACUUACAUCGUCGAAGCUCGAAUUAAUAUGAAUAUACGACAAGUUCUGGAACCUGGGCAAAUUGUAUUAUAUUAAACCGUAUUAUUUUUUUUUUUUUGUGUACAGAAAUAUAUUAAAGAUAUUUAUUUUAUAAAAAAUAUCAAAGACCUCUG